AUGAAAGAGCCGUCCUUUGCCACCGAUGGCCUCUCCAGCCAGGCCGCGGCCAGCGUGCUUCGUUCUCUCCAAGAGAGAAAAUACUGCGAUUUCGAUUUGGUCUGCCAAGGGCACAGCAUACCCGUCCACAAGGCCGUUGUCUGCGCCCAGUCGCGAGUCUUUGCAAACAUCUGCUCCAGAAGAUCGCAGAGAGCGGCCCCGAUAUCUUAUGGCAUUCCCCACUCCGACAUUCAGACAGUCGAGCUCAUGGUCCAGUAUCUAUACACGGGCAAGCAUACCUACUCUGUACGAGGCCCAAUCGUUUCACACGACCCUAGCCUUCCAAUAUCCGAAACUCGAAUGAUCGAUAACCCCAAAUACAUAAGGAAUAAAGCAGCAAUUGUCACCGUACUCUCGGCUCACAUCAAACUGCUCGACCUCGCCGAAACGUGCCUCGUCGAUGAGCUCGUCGUCCGAGUCGUUGACGAGUUUCGAGCGGUGCUUUCUCAUCCAGACUACGGAUACUGCUUCAUGGCCCUCCUUGAAAUCAUUCCAAGCGUCUACGAGCAGCAAAAUUCGGCUAGGAGCCUGCUUAGGAAAGAGUGCGUCGCCGCCACCACUGCAGGCUUCGGCCCUUGGUUGACCGCGCACGGCAGUCAUCGCCAAGCGCUCGACAAGCUGCUCGUCACAGUUCCGGAGUUUUCCAAAGACCUUAUCGAUUCAUUCAUUACCACGAAGCAGCAUCCGGUCAAGAAGCAGGACUCCAUGUCCAAGUCCGAGAUGAUGCGCCAGUAG
This is a messenger RNA of Cordyceps fumosorosea ARSEF 2679, 774 nucleotides long. Its product is annotated as BTB/POZ fold domain containing protein. The record is from RefSeq and is a predicted model, not a curated record. The transcript has 3 exons. Bases 1 to 774 code for a protein of 257 amino acids. NCBI's taxonomy places the organism in Eukaryota, Fungi, Ascomycota, Sordariomycetes, Hypocreales, Cordycipitaceae. Gene Ontology annotation, molecular function: protein binding.